Messenger RNA from Solanum verrucosum, 624 nucleotides. Its product is annotated as protein LURP-one-related 10-like. The record is from RefSeq and is a predicted model, not a curated record. NCBI's taxonomy places the organism in Eukaryota, Viridiplantae, Streptophyta, Magnoliopsida, Solanales, Solanaceae. The transcript is spliced from 3 exons. Bases 1 to 624 code for a protein of 207 amino acids.
AUGGAAGAAGUUAAUUAUAACAAAACAAUUGUGAUAGGUGCACAAUUUUGUUCUCCUCAACCUCUUCAACUAUUCAUAAAGAAGAAAGUUUACUUCUUGGGUGGUCAUGGAUAUGAAGUUAAAGAUGAUAUUGGUAAUAUCGUCUUCACUAUUGAAAAUGUUUUGGGGUUUUUUCGUAGCAAGUUGAUCGUCUUUGAUGCUGCUAAUGUACCAAUUCUUACCCUAAAAAGCAAGCAUUUUACGUGGCAUAGUAGAUGGCAAACUUUCAAGGGAGAUAGCACAGAUGAAAAGGACCUCAUAUUUAGUGCCAAGAAUUCUUCAAUGUUUCAAUUCACCAGAAAAUUGGACAUUUUCUUAGCUAAUAAUAUAUCAGAACAAGUUUCUGAUUUUAGAAUGAAGCCUAGCUACAUGGAGUCAAAUUGUGAUAUUUUUGCUGGGCAAUCAUCCACUCUAAUUGCUCAGAUGGUUAAGAAGUAUACAGCAGGAAGUGUAUUCCUAGGAAGAGACAAAUUCAUGGUGAAAGUGAAUUCAAAUGUGGAUCAUGCCUUCAUAGUUUCACUUAUAGUUAUCCUUGAAGAGAUAUCCAGCUCAGGACAAAGUAGCACUCAUUCCUCAACACAGUAA